GCCUUCGCACUGCUGCACAAUUGUGGCUUCUGUGGACAUAUUAUUAACCGGUGGUUUUUAGCUCCCAGUCUCUCAGAGUUGCCAAAGCGGUUACAAGUCAUUUGGAAAGCUGUUUAGCCGAAUCUCUCUGAUCCAGAAGGCCAGCUGGCUUCUGCUGAGGUACUUUCGAAAUUUGCAGCGACCACAGAUCCUGGUCCAGGUGCAUGGGGAAGACGCUAAGAGUAUAAACCCAAACAUUGAACCUGAAGACCCAGCGCAAAGCAGAAACUGAAAGUACCCUGCCUACUCUGCCGGCAGAGUCUACGGAAGUUAUGGCAAAGCCAGAGCGCCUGGCCAGCCAGUGAUGCAUGCGGCCCCUCCUGGGAUGGAUGGACUAGGCGCCGCGUGGAUGAGAGGAGCCAGCUGCCCGGACUGCCCUGCCCAGCACCGGCGUGCGGCCACUCGGCGGAUGACCGGGGACCCGGGCGUCAUUAUGGGUGGUGAGAGCUCGCUCCUGCUGCAGCCCCAAUCAUCAUGACUACAUCCACCUCCCGCAGACCAUGUUCCAUGUUUCUUUUAGAUAUAUCUUUGGAAUUCCUCCCCUGAUCCUUGUUCUGUUGCCUGUCACAUCAUCUGACUGCCACAUUAAAGAUAAAGAAGGUAGAGCAUAUGAGAGUGUGCUGAUGAUCAGCAUCGAUGAAUUGGACAAAAUGACAGGAACUGGAAACAAUUGCCCAAAUAAUGAACCAAACUUUUUUAAAAAACAUCCAUGUGAUGAUACAAAGGAAGCUGCUUUUCUAAAUCGUGCUGCUCGUAAAUUGAAGCAAUUUCUGAAAAUGAAUAUCAGUGAAGAAUUCAAUAUCCACUUACUAACAGUUUCCCAAGGCACACAAACACUGGUGAACUGCACAAGCAAGGAAGAAAAGAAUUUGAAGGAACAGAAAAAGAAUGACCCAUGUUUCCUAAAGAGACUACUGAGAGAGAUAAAAACUUGUUGGAAUAAAAUUUUGAAGGGCAGUAUAUAAACAUAGGACGUGCAAUUGCAGUCUCCAAAAAUCUACCAGUUUAUAUAUUUUGAGGAAAUGAAAUCUCCUCAGAAGUUUCUGGAUGCCUCCUGGUCAAAUGACCAGAACCACUGGGAAAUCCACAAUGAGGUACUAGAAAAUGGACACAAACAAUCUGUAACUGAUGGCUGCAGUCAGAAUAUACAUAUGGACAUGUAUCGGCUGCACUGAUGUUGUAAGGCAAUCAUGUCAUCUGCAAUACUUUCUAAACCUUUCCAAAUAUUUCAGAAGAUAUCAAACCUACAAAAAUAAAACCUACGAGAAUUCAUCAGCAAAAUGAUGUUAUGGUCCACUGGGCAUCAGUGAACAAUCUGAAGAGUGGAACUGUCAUCUUGUAUGCUGGAGAUGCUGGAGGGCUCACAGUGAUGGAUAAUGCUCAUGAAAAAGCAAGAGUCACAUCUUAAAGCAGCAGCAGCAGCAAAAAGAAAAAAGAAAAAAUUACAAAAAAAGCUUAAGGCACUUAAGACAGAUAUCAAGAAAUGUAGUUAAACAUGAAUGUAUAACACAUACCUUCAGUAAAGAGCAUAGCACAUAUUUUUAAAUAAAAGAAUUUUUAAAGACAGAAAUGCACUUAGUCCAAAGAUAUUGAACUUUAGUAUUCAGUCACUUUUGUCAUUUAUAUAUACUAAAGCUUGUUUAACUGAAUUUUCAAUUUGGGAAGUAUAUUUUAAGAUAAUAAUAUAUGUUAGACUUUUAAUUAAUGUAUAUAUUUAAUUUUGACAUUACCUUUAUAUAAAAUAUUUUCAUACAACACUACCAACCGCCUACUUUGAAUAGUUUCUCUUUUUAAAAUAAAUGGCGUAUGUGUUAACACCGUCAGGCUCCCUUGACCUCAAGCGUUCCCUGUGCACUGCCAUUUGAUCCUACUUUCAUCCAACACAUCCCAUCAACACAUUGGUACCAAGAAUCAGCAUGGCACAGCCCCCACAACUAUGUUAAAAGAAGAAACUCCAGUUUCUCGUUUUCAGUGGUGUCUCAUGUGUACCUCAGGCCGGUCUUGAAAUGAUGAUGCUCCCAUUUCAGAUUUCAGGCAUGAGCCAAUAUGUUCAGCUAGGAACACGAUUUUUGUUACAUUAAAUGACUCUCAUUGAAAAGAUGCCUCUGUAUAUUCUAUGUAUACACCUGUUUAAACCAUUUGAAAGGCCUGCAGUCUUCAUUCAAUUUUAAGGGAGAGGAACAUUACCCCGCAGAGGCCAAAUUUCGAAAAGAGAUGACAGUUUGCUUUGCUGAACUCACAUUCUUCUUGCUCUUCCCAGCCACUUCAGCAUGUAGCUGUGGGCUGGAUGUUUGUAUGCAGUCUACACAUGCUCCAGUGACAUUCCAUGUGGGGUGGCCAUGUCUUCUUGCUCUUCCUCUUCCCCAACCCAUAUGGACUUCAUCCUCAAUGGUACAGACAGCUGGCAUGAACACAGUUUUGAGAGAAGAAUUGAUUGUUUAAAGUUUGUUUCUUAAUCACUGUUUGAAAAAAACAAAAACAACAACAA
Molecule: messenger RNA, 2527 nt
Organism: Peromyscus californicus insignis
Lineage: Eukaryota; Metazoa; Chordata; Mammalia; Rodentia; Cricetidae
Gene: Il7
Product: interleukin 7
Exons: 5
Coding region: 540-1004 (154 amino acids)
Biological process (GO): immune response
Cellular component (GO): extracellular region
Molecular function (GO): interleukin-7 receptor binding; growth factor activity
Source: RefSeq, a predicted model, not a curated record